UCACGUGAGGUCACGUGACCCACAUGUGCCAGGUCAUGUGACAAGUCUCCCGUUUCUUGUUUGGUUUUUUUCCCGGUCAACUUUCCUGGUGAAUCCCAAUCAUGGCGGGCAUCGAGGAGGACCAAUCCUUACUGGCGGCGGACGACGGGGACGAGGGCGCCGUGUCCCGCGGAGAGAAGAGCGGCCGUGCUGGCACACCGCUACCCGCUAUCUGCGACCCGGCGCACGGCUUACACCGGGUCGUUGUCCUGGUGUUUAUGUGUUUCCUCGGAUUCGGAAGCUACUUCUGUUAUGAUAACCCUGCUUCUCUUCAGACUGAAGUCCUUCUGGAUUUGAACUUGAACACGGCCAAGUUCAUGCAGCUAUACGCCUGGUACUCGUGGCCCAAUGUGAUCCUUUGCUUCUUGGGCGGAUUCCUCAUCGACAGAGUCUUUGGCGUUAGGCUGGGAACCAUUCUCUUUUCCCUCUUUGUUUGUGUUGGGCAGCUAAUAUUUGCCACUGGAGCUUUGGUAAAUCACUUUUGGUUGAUGGAAAUUGGACGUUUUGUAUUUGGAAUCGGAGGGGAAUCCCUGGCUGUGGCCCAGAACACGUAUGCGGUCAAUUGGUUCAAAGGGAAGGAGCUCAACCUGGUGUUUGGUCUUCAACUCAGUAUGGCUCGCCUGGGCAGCACGGUGAACAUGAACAUCAUGGGCUGGGUCUACAGCAAAGUGUCUGUCCUGGUUGGCUCGCCCGGUUACAUCACGCUCGGCUGGUCGCUCAUGAUAGCCGCCGUAACCUGCAUUUUCUCGCUAAUCUGCGCUCUGGUGCUGGCAUUCCUCGACAAACGAGCGGAGAAAAUCCUCAAGAAAGAGCAAGGCAAAACCGGCGACGUAAUUCAGCUGACUGAUGUGAAAGACUUCCCCUUACCCCUGUGGAUCAUCUUCAUCAUUUGUGUCAGCUACUAUGUGGCCAUCUUCCCUUUUAUUGGACUGGGACAGGUCUUCUUCAUCGAGAAGUUCGACUUUUCCCCGGCUCAAGCGAGAGCUGUCAACAGCAUCGUUUAUAUCAUCUCAGCGCCGGCAUCUCCCGUUUUGGGCUUUCUGGUGGACAAGACGGGAAAGAACAUCAUUUGGGUGAUGUGCGCCGUGUGCGCCACACUCGCCUCUCACAUGAUGCUGGCCUUCACCUUCUGGACUCCCUGGAUCGGCAUGUCACUGCUGGGCUUGUCUUACUCCCUCUUAGCAUGCGCCCUGUGGCCCAUGGUGGCUUUCGUGGUACCCGAGCACCAGCUGGGGACCGCCUACGGCUUCAUGCAGUCCAUCCAGAACCUGGGAUUAGCGCUCAUCGCCAUGGCAGCUGGAGCCAUCCUCGACAAUAGAGGAUACCUCUUACUGCAAGUCUUUUUCUGUUCCUGCAUCUGCAUUGCAUUGAUGGCGGUGGUGAUGCUUUACUUGGUGGAUUUUCUAAGAGGAGGAGAUUUGAACCGGUCAGCUUCAGCCAGAACCAAACUCCAGAAAGAAGCCACUUCAGAUGCGGAGAACAGGCGGCGGCACAGUCAGCUGACUGAAGGCGACGUGGCUCGACUGUCACCAAUGUCUGCGUUUGGAUUGCGCAACCGCUAUCUCUCCAAGCUUGGAGCGCAGCUGCCAGGCCACUGCUCCAGCCAUCUGUCAUCGCUCGCCCACAGGAGCGUUCUGAAGUGAUGCCCUUCAUUCGGCCGUCUGCAUUCCUCUGGCACUUUGGUCACGUGACUCCGCACUAGUAUGCGAUGACAAUAAGAAAUGGGAGGAAGAGCGAGAGAGAGCGUGUUUACCGCCCUUCUGAACUCGUAGACAUCACGUUCGUACCUUGAAGCCGCUUUCAACCUUCACACGGGUGAUUGUUAUUCCGACAGGGUGGACAGGUAUCGUCUUUCUUUCCCUUGUUUGGUUUCAAUUAAUUGGGACAAAGAGCACGGGUGGUGGGUGUUUUUUUUUUCUUUUUUAAUUCUUUUUAUCACACACAGAACACAAGGUGGAUUUAGAACAACAGAAAGGCACCGACUCCUUCAUCUUCCAAUUUUGUUUAUUUAUUUGAAUUAAGAGCCUUGUGAAGUGUCCGCAUGCUUCGGGCUACUCAGCACAUUCACCACUUUCACAUUCCCCCUGCAGUGGUUUUAUAGAAUGCGUUAAAUUACUUAUUUAAAUAGGAUGAAUCAGACUUGUUGAAUAUUAACUAAUGCCUAUAAAAUAAAGAGUUAUUAAAACCAAGGGGGAAAAAAAAAAACUUGUUAACAGUCUGGACUUUAGAGUUAUUCUUGCACUCAUCACAAAUGGGGGUACAGGAGGAAUCAAUUGCUCCCCUUAAGGGGUGAUCUACACUAAUGUAACGCUCAAGAUUAAGUAUUGGACACUAAAGCCACAUUUGCACGGAAAGUUUAAGUCAACUUUUAGUUUGUGAUACUUCUUAAGAGUUUCCUGUGGACGAUUGAGUGUCCCCAAAGUUCCUGCAGUGGACACGCCUUUAAAAGUGUAGUUUUAAGGUCAUCAAAGCGACGGGAUCGCUUUGCUGUGAUUGUUGCUGAAUCAGAGCAAAAUAAAAUCGUUAGAGGUGGAA
This is a messenger RNA of Syngnathus acus (greater pipefish), 2574 nucleotides long. It is a transcript of the gene mfsd1, whose product is annotated as major facilitator superfamily domain containing 1. Gene Ontology annotation, cellular component: lysosome. Gene Ontology annotation, biological process: transmembrane transport. The coding region runs from base 102 to 1682 and encodes 526 amino acids. NCBI's taxonomy places the organism in Eukaryota, Metazoa, Chordata, Actinopteri, Syngnathiformes, Syngnathidae. Gene Ontology annotation, molecular function: transmembrane transporter activity. The transcript is spliced from 17 exons. The record is from RefSeq and is a predicted model, not a curated record.